Arachis duranensis is the source of this 1848-nucleotide messenger RNA. RefSeq lists its product as uncharacterized. Lineage: Eukaryota; Viridiplantae; Streptophyta; Magnoliopsida; Fabales; Fabaceae. The transcript has a single exon. Bases 1 to 1848 code for a protein of 615 amino acids. The record is from RefSeq and is a predicted model, not a curated record.
AUGGCGAAGGGAACACGGACCCCCACAAUCUCACCCUGCCAAAAAGAGAGGCUAACCAUAGACAACCCUUUCUCGAAGAAGAUUACCAAAUUUCAAAUGCCAAAAAAAUUCGUGCUGCCAACCGCCCUUGAACCCAAAUCAUACAAAGGAUUCGGUGAUCUCCGUAUCCACGUUAAGAAAUUUCAAUCCAUGAUAUUUUUUAAUAGUGCCUCUGAACCUAUACUUUGCCGAGCAUUUCCUACUUUCUUAGACGGUGCUGCAUUACAUUGGUUUUCUAAGUUGUCUGCAGGUUCAAUCUCCUCUUUCGAAGAACUAGCGAGAUCCUUCAUCGAUUACUUUGCUGCAUCGAGAAUAUAUGUGCAUGGGUCAGACUACUUGAGCACCAUCAGACAAGGGCAACAGGAGAGCUUAAAGAACUACAUGACAUGGUUUGCCGACUUAACCAUGGAAAUUCCAUAUCUGAACCCGGAGGUCCAUUUACAUGCCCUCAAAAGCGGCCUCUGUCCUAGCAAGUUUCAAGAAAUGAUCACAGUGACAAAACCAAAAACUUUGGACGAAUUCCGAGAAAAGGCCGUCGGGCAGAUAGAGGUCAAAGAGCUUCGUGAAGCUCGGAAAACAGACAAACACCUACCCAAAAGAGAAGAAGAGAAGGCUUUCAGGUCGUCAGGAAACAAGGAAUCAAAGAACCUUUCAAGCACUUACACCCGAUUCAACACGAAAAGAGAGAACAUAAUCAAAGAAAUCCUCCAUGCAAAGCUGAUCAAACCGCCAAUCCGAGCAAGAAGCUACCAAGACCAGAGAUUUGUGGACAAAAAUAAAUACUGUGCUUUCCACCUGAAAUUCGGGCACACCACAGACGAGUGUGUCAUAGCAAAGGACUUAUUAGAGAGGUUAGCUCGACAAGGUCUCCUAAACAAGUACAUUGAGGAACAAAAGAACAAGGAAAACAACUCAGAACGAAAGGAGCGUCUACAAACAUCCGCAGAACAAGACAAAAGGAAAUGUAUAGUGCCUGACCCACCAAGAAGCAUAAUAAACUACAUAUCAGGAGGAUAUGCGGGGGGCAGUGAAACAAUCUCGGCCAGGAAGUGCAGUUACCUGGAAAUGCUAGCAAUUGAAGGAACGACAUACUCCAAAAAAAGAAACACACAAAACAUGCUGAUAACCUUCUCCCAAUCUGACCUCAAUUUAACAAGCCCAAACCUUGAUGACCCAGUGGUAAUCUCCAUUCAGACUAGAGAAAUGUUGGUAAGAAAAGUUUUAUUAGACCCAGGCAGCAAUACCGAUGUCCUGUUUUACUCUACUUUUAAAAAGAUGAAACUAUGUGAAAAAGCCAUGCAACCCUCUUCGGGAGAGCUGGUUGAGUUCUUUGGAGAGAGGGUCCCCAUCCUAGGGCAUAAAUGGCUAAAGACGACAAUGGAAGAAAGCCCAUUGUCGAGAACAAUUGAUAUUCAAUACCUUAUAGUAGACUGCUAUAGUCCAUAUAAUAUGAUUAUGGGAAUGCCUACUUUGAAUGCUUUUAGGAUAGUGGUAUCUACUUUACAUUUGUACGUUAAAUUCCCUAUGCAGGAAAACAGAAUCGCAACAGUACAUGCUGAUCACCAAGAAGCUCGACAGUGCUACAAUGCCAGCCUAAAGCAAAACUCAGAAAAACAAACACCUCGGCCACGGGUGCAAGCCAUUCACCGUCCCAACGAGGUCCUAACGCUGUCCGAACUUGAUCCCAGGGAAGACCUUAAUGAAAGACCUCAACCCAUGGACACCCUCCAACGAGUCAUAUUGACCAAUAAGGAGGAACAAUUCACAUACAUCGGAGAAGCUCUUAAAGGAGAAGAACAAUCAAAAUGA